Molecule: messenger RNA, 945 nt
Organism: Caenorhabditis remanei
Lineage: Eukaryota; Metazoa; Nematoda; Chromadorea; Rhabditida; Rhabditidae
Exons: 4
Coding region: 1-945 (314 amino acids)
Source: RefSeq, a predicted model, not a curated record
AUGUCACGUCCUUAUGGUAAUAAAAAACAAAUUAAAAAAAAGAAUGUUCCAUCGUCUGGAGCAAUUCGUUCAAAUGGCGAAAGUUUGGGAGCGGGAAGUACAGGAAGGCAAGAAAUCAAAAUUGAAGAUGACGUUUCCCAAAGCUGGAUGGAUUCCACGAUUGCGAAAACCAAGGCCAUCAAAAUCGAGGAAGGAAUUUCGCAAAACUCGUUCCCAGCAAAAUUCGUUGGAACCAGAGAAAUCAAGAUGGAAGUGGGAAGCCAACAGAAUUCCAUCAAGAGUGCCGAUCCGAGAAACUUCUCUGCAGCUUGUCACCCUCAACUGCUAUACGAUGCCUUAGCUCGUUUACAAGAUCCCCGCCCGUCAGCUCAAAACUUCUGGUUCCUUCCUCAAACGCCAUCCGAUAAUCGUCAGGCUCAAGUUGGGCAAUUGCCGACUGGUUUCAACAUCCAGAACACGUGGCUGACUCCGCCUGGUGCCUCCGCCCGUUACCCAGAUCAGGGUACAAAUUCAGCAUUGGGGGCACCUUCGUCGAGCUUGACUGGUGUUUUUGAAAUUCCAAAAGGCAACUAUGUUGGUUUCGCGGAAUGGGUCAAACGAGAACUGUUCCCGACAGAAGGUAUUAAGCUAGAAGAUCAUAACCCAAACAUCCCACCGCCGCCGAUGACUCCGUUUGUAGCAGAAGUAUAUUCCUGUGUUGAGUUAAUCGCGGAAGCAUUCGCAAAGCUUCCAAACUACAACGCCUCAGGCCAACGCCUGGUCAUCGAGCAUCUCUUGAAGAAAAUAAAAGAGUUGAGCAUCGCAGCAAAGCCGUACUUGAAAGACUUUUUCGUGGUGAAGCUCAGGAAAAGCUUGGAGGAGCAGCGCUUGGCUUGCUGGAUUGGAACGGAUUGGGUCCUUGGAAAUUUCCCAAUCACCGGAAUUGUCGACUACGAAGAAGAGUGA